Molecule: messenger RNA, 441 nt
Organism: Metschnikowia bicuspidata var. bicuspidata NRRL YB-4993
Lineage: Eukaryota; Fungi; Ascomycota; Pichiomycetes; Serinales; Metschnikowiaceae
Product: succinate dehydrogenase membrane anchor subunit
Exons: 1
Coding region: 1-441 (146 amino acids)
Biological process (GO): tricarboxylic acid cycle; mitochondrial electron transport, succinate to ubiquinone
Cellular component (GO): membrane; mitochondrial envelope
Molecular function (GO): heme binding; ubiquinone binding
Source: RefSeq, a predicted model, not a curated record
AUGCCCGCGUCGGCUCCUUUCCUCAAGGCGUCCUUGGCCCGUGGCUUCAAGACGAUUCCUCAACCCCCAGGAAACAUCGUGGGGACGGUCAAUGACGCAUACGUGCCACCCAAGGCCCACAAGACGCAUGGCUCGUGGCACUGGACCUCCGAGAGAAUCGUGGCCGCCGGCUUGAUUCCCUUGGUGGCCACGUCCUUCACGUCCGGGACGUCCGUGAUGCUCGAUACCACCUUGUCCACCUUGAUGUUGUACCACUGCUACGCCGGCAUGCAGUCGUGUAUCAUUGACUACAUCCCCAAGAGAGUCUACGGCGCGUUGCACUCCGCGGCCAUGUACUUGUUGCUUCUCGGCACCGGUGUGGCCGGGUACGGAAUCUACGACAUCGAGCAGAAGGAGGAGGGCGGCGUGGCCGGCAUCAUCGCCAGAGUCUGGCACGCCUAG